UUCACUUUCGCGGUUCCUUUUCUGCCUCAAACAUCCAAUUUUUCAUAUUUCCUUUUCUUUCUUUGAUCAUUUUUUUUCUUGGUUUCUUUCAUUUUCUAUCUCUGAUUCUUGAAUUAAGAAACCCAUUUUGAUUCUUUUAUUGGAGGGUGUUUUUUUGGUGUUAAGUUUAUUCUUUUUUCUUGGAAAAUGAAGGAGAAUACUGGAAACCCUCUUCAUCUGAAGUCCUUGAAUCACAUCUCUCUGUUGUGUAGAUCAGUUGAGGAAUCUAUUGAUUUUUAUCAAAAUGUUCUAGGGUUUGUGCCUAUAAGGAGACCUGGAUCUUUUGACUUUGAUGGUGCUUGGCUAUUUGGCUUUGGGAUUGGAAUUCAUUUAUUGCAAUCAGAAGAUCCAGAGAACAUGCCAAAGAAAAGUGAAAUUAAUCCUAAGGAUAAUCAUAUCUCUUUUCAGUGCGAGAGCAUGGGAGCGGUUGAGAAGAAACUGAAGGAGACGGAAAUAAAGUAUGUUCGAGCAACGGUAGAAGAAGGUGGUAUACAUGUAGAUCAACUGUUCUUCCAUGACCCAGAUGGAUUUAUGAUUGAGAUAUGCAAUUGUGACAGUCUUCCAGUGAUCCCACUUGCUGGAGAGAUGGCAAGAUCCUGCUCUCGUGUGAAUCUACAGAUGAUUCAGCACAAUAAGCAGAUGCAUCAAGUGGUCCAGCAGCUGUAAUUAAUUAAAGAGAGACUAGCUAGUAGUUGAAUUGAAGCCAGCAUAUUCGGUGCUGUGUCAAUUAAGAAUCAUAGUGGGGUCUUAUUAUGUGUAUGUUUUCCUUUUGUACUUUUUUUUUUUUUUUUUUUGGUUGGGUAUGUUUGGUGGGUCUUCCUGUGCAGGUAUAGCAAAUAAGACAAAAGCAAAUGUAGUGAUGAUGAAAAAAAUAUCAUUGCUUUCUUUUAUCUUUAGCUUUUUGAUCCUGGAAAAUCCUCCAGGAAAUCCAUUUUCUUGAUGCUCCUUCCAGCUGGUUUCUAGUAUUUAUUUUGUUUUUCCGUUUUCUA
Ricinus communis (castor bean) is the source of this 1028-nucleotide messenger RNA. RefSeq names its product glyoxylase I 4. NCBI's taxonomy places the organism in Eukaryota, Viridiplantae, Streptophyta, Magnoliopsida, Malpighiales, Euphorbiaceae. The coding region runs from base 187 to 705 and encodes 172 amino acids. The record is from RefSeq and is a predicted model, not a curated record. The transcript has 3 exons.